AUCGUAUAAAAGUCUUUGAAUUUACUGCUCCAAGAAGAGUCAGUCUUUGUUCGAAAACGUGAUCUCAGCAAGAUGGCGAUAAGGUACAUCGUGAUGCUGACUAUUAUGUUGGCUGUAAUCUACGUUCAAGCGGAGUCUCACACCGUCGCAGACGGUCAGAAUCUGCAACGGACUUUAGUUGCACCUGCAGUAUCGGAAGUUGCACCGCUGAAACUGGAAGCGGUAUCAGGCGAAGUGGCCGAGACUCAUCAAUCCCGUAACAAAAGAGCGCCAAUUUUAUUUCUGAAAAAGGCUCUCUUGGGUGGUGCUCUCCUCGGUGCUGGAGCUUUGGGUGCCGGAGCUUUAGGUGCCGGAGUGCUCGGUGCUGGAGUUCUCGGUGCCGGAGCUAUUGGCGGUGGAUUGUAUGGGGCUAAACACUUUGCUGAUGGAUAUGGAGGAUAUGGAGGAUAUGGAGGAUAUGGAGGAUAUGGAGGAUAUCAUAGCUAUCCCAAUUAUGAGUAUCACUACCAUAGCCAUCCUCAUUAUCAUAAUCACUAUGGUUAUGGACCAGGUUAUGGAUCAAAUUAUGGCUAUUGGUAAAUUGAGACUGAUUUCGGAUCAAUGCAUUAUAAGUUCAGUCUAUAGAGAGGGAUCUCAUAAACAAAGUAGCACAAAAAAAUUGAAAAAUUCUAAAUCCGUUCAUCCACAAUCGUGACAAAACCACAGCAAUGCAAAUGGCACAGUCACUUUCAAUUGCCUAUA
This is a messenger RNA of Atta colombica, 741 nucleotides long. RefSeq names its product prisilkin-39-like. The record is from RefSeq and is a predicted model, not a curated record. NCBI's taxonomy places the organism in Eukaryota, Metazoa, Arthropoda, Insecta, Hymenoptera, Formicidae. The transcript has 4 exons. Bases 73 to 579 code for a protein of 168 amino acids.